AUGGCAGUGCCAUCUACGCCCAGGAACGCCAAGAAAACGGCUCCUUUCAAAUCCUCCCCGCAAUCCUCAGGGAAGAAGAACUUCAAACAGGCAUCUUUACUUUCGUUCUUUAGUAAGAACAAACCGGCAGCAAGCACGCCGUUGAAGAAACCUAAUCGUGAAUCUCUGUUUGUGAACGAUGAUGAUUCCACUGAUAUGGGGUCGGAAUUCGUCACCGCGAUGGACGACGCCGGUGACAAUUCAGCCACUCCCAAAACGGAGACAAGUGUUGCUGACAAGAACAACAAAGAAAGGCAAGAUGACUACAAUGUGUCCCAAAUACUGGAUGGAGAUACAGACGGUGAAAUUAGAAGCAGCCCGGUCGCUACCGAGUUGCUUGGAAAUACUUUAGACGACGUGAACAACAAAGAAUCGCAGCCGGAGAUAGUAGCUGACGAGAAUGUAAAACGCGGUAACAGAGGCCAAGUAAGAUAUGUCGAAUCUAGCGACGAGGAAGAGGAUAGCUCAGUAACGCGUACAAAUAAAAGGAGAAGAAAACAGCUAUCAAGUGAUGACGAGGAAGACGAAUAUGUUCCACCGAAGGAAGGGCACGAAAGUGAUCAUGAUGAUGCUGAACACGACACUGAUGCUUCAGAGGCUAAAAAUGAACUUGCAGAUGUGAAAAGCGAUUUCUCGCAAGGCAGUGCAGACGACGAUGACGACGAUGACGACAUACUCAGGCUGUCCAGCAAAAAGCCCAGAUCUAUAAAAAGUGGAGGCUCCGUCGCACCAAAAGCUCCGUCACAAUCGCUUGUUAAACCCAAAAUUAGUCCUCGCGGCAGCGCGAUGAAUCAGGCGAACAAGGGCAAACACUCAUCUUUCAACAAGGAGAACGAAGAACGGUACCAAUGGUUGGUAAACGAACGAGAUGCACAAGGAAGAGCACCUGGUGAUCCAGAUUAUGACCCCAGGUCUCUUUAUAUUCCCCCCUCAGCAUGGACUAAGUUUACGCCAUUCGAGAAACAAUACUGGGAAAUAAAGUCAAAGAUGUGGGACUGCAUCGUCUUUUUCAAGAAAGGUAAGUUUUUCGAGAUGUACGAGAAAGACGCCAUGCUUGGGAACCAUUUGUUUGAUCUCAAGAUUGCUGGAGGCGGUCGCGCAAAUAUGCAGUUGGCCGGUAUACCAGAGAUGUCCUUCGACUACUGGGCGAUGCAAUUUAUACAGCAUGGCUAUAAGGUUGCCAAAGUUGAUCAAAGAGAGUCAAUGCUUGCGAAGGAGAUGAGAGAUGGGAAUAAAGGUAUUGUGAAGCGUGACCUUCAAAGUGUUCUAACGUCUGGAACGUUAACUGACGCUGGAAUGCUCCAAUCUGAUCAAGCUACAUACUGCAUGGCCAUUCGCGAAGAGCCCGGAGAUUUUUACGACGUCGAUAACGGCGUUGUGAACUCAUCCAACAAUGACAACAAGAUAUUUGGUAUUGCAUUUAUAGACACCGCAACCGGUGCCAUUGAGCUAUUAGAAAUAGAGGACGACGCUGAAUGCACAAAGUUGGACACCAUUUUAUCUCAGGUUAGACCAAAAGAAAUCAUAAUGGAGAAAAACAAUUUAUCCAACUUGGCUCAUAAAAUCUUGAAGUUCAAUGCACAACCACAGGCACUCUACAAUUAUUUUAAGCCCAUUGAUGAAUUUUAUGACUCAAAUAAAACAUUCGAUGAGCUAACAUCCACGGAAAAUUCCUACUUUUCAGAUAUGGAUCACUGGCCUGAAGUUUUGACAAGGUUUUAUGAGGUGGGGAAGAAGAUUGGAUUUUCUGCUUUCGGGGGGCUGCUUUCAUAUUUGAAGUGGCUGAAAUUGGACAAAUCACUGAUAUCUAUGAAGAAUAUCAGCGAAUAUAAUCCAAUAAGAUCACAAACAUCUUUGGUUUUGGACGGUAUUACACUACAGAAUCUCGAGAUUUUCGGGAAUUCCUUCGACAACACUGACAAGGGGACCUUAUUCAAACUCUUGAAUCGAGCUAUAACUCCCAUGGGUAAGCGGAUGCUCAAAAAGUGGGUGAUUCAUCCACUUUUGCAAAAAUAUGAAAUUGAACAGCGCUUAGAUAGCGUAGACCUUCUGCUGAAUAACAUUGACCUACGAGAAACUUUAGAGGACAGCUUGAGUGUUUUACCUGAUCUCGAACGUUUAUUGGCACGCAUACACUCCGGCAAUUUAAAGAUCAGGGAUUUCAACAAGGUUAUAGAGGGAUAUGAAACGAUCGUCGCGCUUGCGGAGAAAAUGCGAAAACAAGAAAUUACUGGCUCACUCGACAGUUUCAUUCAGCACAUACCAGAUAAGUUAGGUAACACGGUGAGCAGUUGGGGGAAUGCUUUUGAUAGGAAAAGGGCAAUUGAAGACGGAGUUAUCGUUCCUAAACUUGGUGUUGAGCCCGACUUUGAUGAGUCGCUAAGAAAUAUUGAAAGCAUUGAGAAAGAACUGGCUGAUCACCUUAGAUCCUACAAGAAACGCUUCAAAACAUCCAACAUUCAAUACAAGGAUUCUGGUAAGGAAAUCUUUACCAUUGAAAUACCAGUAACAGCUACGAAAUUGAUUCCAUCAGACUGGAUUCAGAUGGGAGCCAACAAAAACACCAAGAGAUACUACUCCCCUGAAGUUGCAAAACUGGCGAGGACAAUGGCCGAAGCUCGUGAGUCGCAUAAAGUUUUAGAAGAGAGUUUGAAGAGCCGACUAUAUCAAAAAUUCGACUCUAGCUACCAAGACAUCUGGAUGCCGACUUUGAACGCAGUCUCUCAAAUUGAUUGCAUUCUCUCAAUGGCAAGAACCUCGGAAUCACUUGGUUUCCCGUGCUGCAGACCUCAAUUCGUUGAUGAAACAGAUCCCACAACAGGCCAUAAGUUAAACGGUUUCGUAAACUUUAAAGAGCUGCGACACCCUUGCUUCAAUUUGGGAACGGCCACAGUAAAAGACUUUAUACCAAAUGAUGUCUCUCUUGGUCGGGACAGUCCGCAGGUUGGUCUAUUGACCGGUGCGAACGCUGCUGGAAAAUCAACAGUUCUAAGAAUGACCUGCAUAGCGGUAAUAAUGGCUCAGAUUGGUUGUUAUGUACCUGCUGCAAGUGCAAUUUUGACCCCCAUUGACAGAAUUAUGACUAGACUUGGAGCUAAUGAUAACAUCAUGCAAGGAAAAUCUACGUUCUUUGUGGAAUUAUCAGAAACCAAGAAAAUCUUGGACACAGCAACUAAUAGGUCACUAUUGAUCUUGGAUGAGCUGGGUAGAGGAGGGUCUUCUAGUGACGGAUUUGCCAUAGCAGAAAGCGUCUUGCAUCACGUUGCCACACAUAUUCAGAGUCUUGGUUUCUUUGCGACUCACUAUGGUGGGUUGAGCUUGGGAUUCAAACAUCACCCCAAGGUUAUGCCGCUCAAAAUGAACAUCCUGGCGGAUGAAAACUCUCGCGAAAUUACCUUUUUAUACAAGCUCACUGAGGGUCAGAGCGAGGGCAGUUUUGGUAUGCAUGUCGCUUCAAUGUGUGGAAUAUCUAAAGACAUUGUCAACAGGGCUCAGGUAGCUGCAGACAAUCAAGAGCACACUUCUCUUCUAGCAAAGGAACGUUAUAAAUCGAUGAAUGGCAAGGAAGACAAUUUAAUACCACUUGGUUUGCAGAGUGACUUUGUCAGGUUAGCUUAUGGAGACGGCCUCACUGCUGGAAAAAAGGGCUGUGGUGAGGGAGUGGCAUUUUACGACAGCAGAAUCAAGGCCAACGUUUUGAAAAGCAUCUUUUCGAUGAUAGAUGGGCUUGAAUAA
This is a messenger RNA of Lachancea meyersii CBS 8951, 3774 nucleotides long. NCBI's taxonomy places the organism in Eukaryota, Fungi, Ascomycota, Saccharomycetes, Saccharomycetales, Saccharomycetaceae. The record is from the annotation of a GenBank genome assembly.